UGGCAUGCUUUCUUGACUUACACCGGAGCAUUGAGCGGUUUACCGGCAGAUGACCGCCUUAUUUGUCCUGUUUUGUGAACUACAGAGCCACACACGCUCUAUGAGACCGUGUCGCUUCACACUGUGCAUUAGUAUUUUUGUUUGUUUUAGAUUUUGCAUAAAACAGUAAAGAGAGAAUGGAAGGGAAGUUGACAGGAUCAGAAAAAUGCCAACAUCACGAAUCAGGGUCGCCGUCCUUGUCAGAAAAGAAAGAAAAAGAGCUCAUUAAAGAUCACCAAUCCGAUAGAGACCCUAACUGUGGAACCGCUGUGGCACGUGCACGAUGGACUCUUCUGCGACAGGUGUUGAGGCAGAAGCAGCUGGACACCGCAGACUCCGAGGUCAAGCAGGUGUCUGUCCGGAGAUUCUCCUCUUUCAGCCUGUUCAACAGACAUAGGGUCACUCAGUCAGAGCCAGGUGACCCCUCUGAAGUCCAGUGGGUGGAAUACACAAGUGCCUCCUUUCCAGAGUUUAGUGCCUUUCUCAGAGAUAACCUAGGUCCCAUAAGGGUGGAUGAGGUGCUCAGCAGUUUUGACAAUACCGGAAAUGUCUGUGUGUGGCCUUCUGAAGAGGUAAUGGCCCACUACUGCCUAAAGAAACGCCACAUGUUCAGGGGUGCGGUGUGUGAGCUAGGAGGAGGGAUGACCUGUCUUGCGGGGCUCAUGAUUGCCAUUUGUGCUGACGUGAAGGAAGUUCUGCUAUCAGAUGGGAACGAGAAGGCCAUUCACAAUGUGCGUGGAGUCAUCGAGAGGAACAGAGAGGCGGGGGUCUUCGGUGUCACAGACGUGUCAAGCAGAGUGGUCAGGUGGGACAGUGCAACUGAUGUCACAGCGCUGGAAGGACACUUUGACAUCGUCAUGUGCGCCGACUGCUUGUUUCUGGACCAAUACAGAGGCAGCCUAGUUGAUGCAAUAAGGAGAUUACUACGACCAGACGGUACGGCCCUGGUGUUUGCCCCCACUAGGGGAGACACUCUCGGAGAGUUCUGUCACCUGGCCGAGGGGGCGGGGCUCCAUGUCCGCCGCUAUGAGAAGUAUGAUGAACAGGUGUGGGAUUUUCACUUAAAGAUGCAGAGUGAAGGGAAGGAGGUGUAUGACGAAAACAUCCACUACCCUCUCCUCGUCACCCUGACAAGAGGAGCCAGUCCCACCCACCUCCACCUUCUCUGAGAUCUAGCUCCACAUCCAUGGCUCCCCAGCCUCAUGUCAAUCAGACACAUCGGGGAGCAGCUUGUGUCCUGACCCUCCUGCCAACCAGUACUUGUCACUGUGUCACUAACGGAAGUAUAGGUCAGGGUUGAUGGUAUCAAACUUGGGGGAGAGUGUUUGAUCUGUUUCCUUUAUAUGUAUUUCCACUGUUAUAUUCACUUCAACUGUAGUGAGUUUCGCCAUUACAUUGCAGAAUAGUUUUUUGUGCGUGUUUUUCCCCCCUCUCUUUUUACAUUUUGUGGCAGUUUUUAAGAGUGCGCGUGCAUCUAAACUAGCCUUGUUGUGUUGGGCCGAAUCUGCCUCUGUGAUCACGUGCGACCCUGUUACUGUGCAACACAAACUGUGCAACGUUUAAAACCGAACAGUGGAGAUUUCAGGUUUCCCUCGCGGCAAACUGUCAACUCGGAUAGGGCUUUAGAAAUUAAUAGAAGAAUCACUAGAUAAUGUUCUGACACGUUAACUGAGCAGUUUGCCAGCAAUGUGAAUGGACAGUAUCGUUCACUAAAAAUAUACAUUUUACAUUUUUAUCGAGUAAUGGGGCUUUAGGCCAAUUUGAUCCAUGCCCAAAACCCAGCUGUACUAAAGCACAUCUAACUGAACUGUUCUUCAGAUUUGCCAUUGAUGUCCUGCACAUAUGUCUCAUACCAAAGGUUCCACGUCAGGGUUCCUGAGAGUUGAAUGUUGUUUUGUGGUUCACUGUGAAAGUGCUUUCCAGGUAAUACCUCCCAGGGGUGAGUUUCCUAAAUCUUUGUAGCAUCAUUAAUGUUUCCCCAAGCAUUGCCUACAAUAUCUCCGGUGUUCUUUUAUUUUUUCAAGGCAAAUUUGACCCAAAAUCUAAUUUUCACAUUUUCCUACUAAUUCCGCCAUGCAUGUGGCCUCAAAUCUCAUAAUUUUAUCAUAAUAGCUUUGUCACAAACUGUGUCCUUUACUUUAUAGUCUUGACUGUAUGAGACUAAACCUGAAGGCAUUUUCUCAAGCCAAGUCAUUUGUAGUAAGACCUUGAUAUAUUUUUUAUGCUUCCAGAUUGACUAGAUGCAGUAUAAAAUUAGCUUGUUAGCUAAGAUUUUGAGACCACCAGAUUUCUGUACACUAACAUUAGAUAGCAUUUCUAGCUAUUUCUGACUAACUUUGCUAAUGGCUGCAAAGGAAAACAAUUAAAUUUAAUAUAUUUAUUUCCUAACCUAUAUAGUCUAAUUCAGGAAAGAAAACAGUAUUUAGUCCAGAGUCUACUUAGAAGGUUCAUAACAAUGUGAAAUUGAUUGUCCCUGUCAGUUAGCUCACCAGCUGGACUACCUUUUUACAAAACUGUCAUCCUGGUUCU
Esox lucius (northern pike) is the source of this 2568-nucleotide messenger RNA. It is a transcript of the gene camkmt, whose product is annotated as calmodulin-lysine N-methyltransferase. NCBI's taxonomy places the organism in Eukaryota, Metazoa, Chordata, Actinopteri, Esociformes, Esocidae. Gene Ontology annotation, cellular component: cytoplasm. The record is from RefSeq and is a predicted model, not a curated record. Bases 177 to 1208 code for a protein of 343 amino acids. The transcript is spliced from 11 exons. Gene Ontology annotation, molecular function: calmodulin-lysine N-methyltransferase activity.